AUGCCCUCUGUUUCCAGCACGACCGAGGCCUGUAGCUACGCCGCCACCCGCCGUAUUGCCCAAACUGCAGGCAAAUUAUCGGCCGCAUACGGCAUUGACCGCACACGACAGCGAGUCGCGAGGCUGAUGUCUGUCGAUAGUGCUUGCGGGGAACUGACUACGUCGCCCAGGCCGACUCCCGCGGCCAGAGCCGGCUCCGAACCUAGCAAAACAAUUUGA
Molecule: messenger RNA, 219 nt
Organism: Akanthomyces muscarius
Lineage: Eukaryota; Fungi; Ascomycota; Sordariomycetes; Hypocreales; Cordycipitaceae
Exons: 3
Coding region: 1-219 (72 amino acids)
Source: RefSeq, a predicted model, not a curated record